Messenger RNA from Solanum stenotomum, 2067 nucleotides. Its product is annotated as protein BONZAI 3. The transcript has 16 exons. The record is from RefSeq and is a predicted model, not a curated record. NCBI's taxonomy places the organism in Eukaryota, Viridiplantae, Streptophyta, Magnoliopsida, Solanales, Solanaceae. Gene Ontology annotation, biological process: cellular response to calcium ion. Bases 11 to 1798 code for a protein of 595 amino acids. Gene Ontology annotation, cellular component: plasma membrane. Gene Ontology annotation, molecular function: calcium-dependent phospholipid binding.
UUUUUUUUGGAUGGGGAAUUGUUUGUCGGAUGUUAAAGGUGGGAAGCAGGCCGUAGGAGGAGUGGGGCACCGUAUGGACCCAGCAGCCGCCGGUGGUGCUGGUGGAGGGCCCAAUGAUGCUGUUGACUUGUUCUAUACGACAAAGGGUCUUCACGCCCUUUACACGCCAAUCGAGUUAUCAUUAUCAGCUUCAAAGCUACGGGACCGUGAUAUAGUUUCUAAGAGUGAUCCAAUGGCAGUGGUAUCUAUCAGAAAAAGAGAUGGCACACUGGAAGAGCUUGGUCGAACAGAAGUUAUAAUGAAUAACUUGGAUCCUUUAUGGAUACAGAAAAUUAAUAUCAUGUACCAGUUUGAAACUGUGCAGACACUGAUUUUCCAUGUCUAUGAUGUAGACACAAAAUAUCAUAACAUACCAGUUAGGGAUCUUAAAUUGAAGGACCAAGAUUUCCUUGGUGAAGGCAGCUGUGUUCUUUCAGAGAUGGUAACCAAGCGCAAACGAAGUUUAACACUGGAUUUGCACAACAGGAAUGACCAUGGCCUGAAAAACUUAGGGAAACUUACUGUUCUUGCAGAAGAAACAGUCACUUCAAGAACUGCUGUAGAGAUGACAUUGCGAUGUACCAACCUGGAAAACAAGGAUUUAUUCUCGAAAAGUGAUCCUUUCUUGAGAAUAUCUAGGAUUGUUGAAACUGGAGGUUCUGUUCCAAUUUGCAAGACAGAGGUCGUAGAUAAUAACUUGAACACCAUAUGGAGGCCUGUCUGUCUAACUAUGCAACAAUUUGUGAAUAAGGAUAAUCCAUUAGUUAUAGAGUGCUUUGACUUUAACAACAGUGGCAAUCAUGUCCUCAUCGGGAAAUUACAAAAAACAGUGGCAGACCUUGAAAUUUUGCACAAGAGCAGAGUUGGUGCAAAUUUCACUUCACCACCUUCUGGUUUUCGGGGUAAUGAAAAGGUCCUGAAAGGUCAACUUUUUGUUGAAGGAUAUGCUGAGAAGCAGCUCUAUAGUUUUCUUGACUACAUCUCUAAUGGAUUUGAGCUUAGCUUUAUGGUUGCUGUGGAUUUUACUGCUUCUAAUGGAGAUCCUCGCAGUCCUGAUUCCUUGCACUAUAUUGAUCCUUCUGGCCGUUUGAAUGCUUACCAGAGGGCUAUUAUGGAGGUUGGAGAUGUCAUACAAUUCUAUGAUUCUGAUAAGCACUUUCCUGCUUGGGGAUUUGGUGCCAGGGCAUAUAGUGGAACAGUAUCUCACUGUUUUAACUUAGCUGGAAGCCCAGGUGCUGUUGAGGUGGAAGGUGUCGCAGGCAUUAUGUCUGCUUAUGCUAGUGCUUUGCAGAAUUUUACUCUUUCUGGACCCACAUUAUUUGGGCAUGUAGUUAACAAGGCUGCAGAAAUUGCUGUCGAGUCCCUCAAAUACAACCAGCGCAAAUAUUUUGUCCUCCUCAUUAUAACGGAUGGUGUCAUUACCGAUAUGUUAGAAACUAAAGAUGCUCUGGUGAGGGCGUCAGACCUGCCACUUUCAGUUCUUAUUGUAGGAGUUGGCAAUGCAGAUUUUACACAGAUGGAGAUCCUUGAUGCUGAUAAUGGACAUCGAUUAGAGAGUUCCACAGGAAGGGUAGCUACACGAGACAUUGUUCAAUUUGUUCCAAUGCAAGAAGUACAUAGCGGGCAAAUUUCUGUUGUUCAAGCUCUUCUAGAGGAGCUACCUGGGCAGUUUCUUACAUACAUGCGUUGUAGGGAUAUUAGACCUCAUAACAUUUCUGCUCCCCAAACAUCUGCUCCAGGACCGUCCUAUGUGGUUUGAGUAGGAAGAAGAGCUUCAGAAACCGUCAAAAUCUUAAAAUGAUUGCAGUAGAAAAAGAGUGUCUGCUUGGAAGAAUGAAGUCUGACUUUAUCUUGCUUCAGAACUAGUGUUGCACAUUCCAUUUAUACUGGUGACUGUAAAUACAUAUCAUUGUGAUAAUAGCGAAUUUAGCUCUUAGGGAUCAGUUGAUGAUUGAUUUACUUUUGUAUACGCCUAUUGUGAACACAAUCAAGUACUCAAUCAGUGAAAGGGUUUGGGAUGAAUUUCUG